GCGGCCGGAGUCCACUUCCACCUCACCAGCCCCAGCCCUAGCUCCCCCGUGGCCUCCCUGCUAGAUCUGCUAGCUGUCUCGUCGGCAUCUGCGUCCCCCCUGGCGGAUCGCGCGGCGUCCGAGGCGGCGGAGCUCCCACCUACCGUGGUGAAUGCAUCUGGAUCCGGUUCGGGUGGUGUUCAUGAGGCUAUCCCGCCGACGACAGGCGAAUCUUCCCCGGAGCGGGAGGCCGGCUCGGAUGCGCCUGCCCCUGCGCAGCCACGCCCCCAGGCUGCGCUCCAUUAUCGUCGUCCCAGAUGCGCCGCAGCUCGGCGCGUCCGAGAGCCAGCCGUUGGCUCCUGCUACUGCAGCCGUUGCAGUGGGCGGGCACGCCUCCCCUGCAGUUCAUGCGGCUCCCAAUGCGCAGGCUGCUUCUGCUGCUUCCUCUCUGCCAUGGCAAGAGGUUCGCCCGAGGGUACGCAGCGUGGCUGGGGCGACCUGCCGCGUGAUCUCAUUGAACGGAUUGUGAACAAUUAUCUGCCUUGUGGAAUCGACAGGCUACGGGUCUCGUGGAUCAACUCACACUGGGGCCAGAGUAUCCGCGAUAUGAAACUGACACAACUCCCGUGGAUGUUCUUGCCCUCAAGCAGCACUCCCAUGUUUUUCGAACCUGUGGCUCAGUGCCUGCACAAGAUUUGGCUUCCUGCUGAACUUAAGAGCGGGCAGGCCUGUGGGUCAUCCGGGCCCUGGGUAUUCAUCUCCAUCCACGAACCGGAGCAUCAGUUCCUUCUGUACAACGUAUGCAAUGGAGAGAAGGUUGAUUUGCCCGUGAAGAUACUGGACAAGGAAAGGUUGAUUCAGGACGCCUGGUUUGGGAUGGCAGCUCUCUCACGCCUCCCUUCAACCGCUGGUGGGUACAUGGUGGCAGCCGUUGUACGCAUUAAUCAAUCUCAUGAUUUCACCAUAGCAACGUGGGAGUUCAAGGAGGAACACUGGAAAGAGAUAGCUAGUGUAGAAGAUGGGGUGCUUGACAUCUUGUUCUAUCAGGGUUCCUUCCACAUACUCACGGUAAAUGAACAUCUGAUCAGGCUUGUUCCGGAGGGACCCUCUUACAGGGUGAGGAUGUCAUAUGUUGAGCAACGCCUGACCAAACAUGUGGAUGAUCAGUAUGAGGAUCCGGAGGAUGAUACCUUGCUGAGAAAAUAUCUGGUGGAGUCCAUAACAGGACAUCUUCUGCUUGCCCUGAAAUUUACUAGAGAUAGCAGCACGACCGUUGAUAUCCAAGUUUUCCGUCUGUGCGUUGACAAUGCCGGCAAAGCCAUAUGGGCCUACUACACGAACACAGCGGGGGAAAUGAUCUACCUUGGUCAGGCCUCUUCCAUUUCUCGAGUCAGUCAGUCUGAGCCAACAAUUCAUUUUCUUGAUGAUCGUAGGGUGGAAGGGGAUGAUGACAGCCACUACAACAGGAGGGAUAUGGGAGGGCUGCAACCCCAUGUCCUCCAGGUUGACUGGUACAGUUACCGAACACCAAAGAAAGAUUCAAGGUUCAGCUAUCGGGCACCAGAUGACAUUGGAGAGACUGACGUACCAACACCAGUUUGGUGCGAGCCCCUGUCUGGUGGUUCUACCACGUGACUGACUGUCAGUCCUGCCGCGUGACCGUCAUCGUCAACUCUUAGUCCAGCUGUAUGUGAAUUCUGCUUUCUAGGAUUGCAACUCCUCUUAUUCCCUAUAUCUGGACUCAUAAUGCGGCCUUUCAACAUUUACUUGUAUGAUGAAAGGUGCUCUGGUGUUCCAUGGUCGUGUUUGCUAGGAUUAGGCUCGAUCGAUGCCAGUGGGUUUCUGUUUCAGAUGUUCUGGACUUCUGGUUCCGUUUUGCUUCCACCUGGGAUGUUCCCGGUUUUGCUUCUACCUGUAACCUUGUAACAGCCCAAGUGAAGACCUGUAACCUUGUAACAGCCCAAGUGCAAGCCUGCUCCGGUGAUCGCCGGAGAACCCGCCGGCAUCGUCGCUCCUUCCGGGAAGAAGCACCUCCGACAGCGUAUGUUCAUAAGGAGAGGAUCCCUCCUCUUAUCAAGUGCAGCAGCAAGUCUCGUAGUGGUAGCAUCCUAGUAGGAUGAUCGAGAGGUUUUGGGUUCGAUUCCCUUGAUUUAUCUUGUGAUUUACUCAUCCACCCCCUUUUGAUUUCCACUUUUUGAUUCCCCUGCCCCCCAUUGAUUUAUCCUGUGAUUUAAUCAUC
This is a messenger RNA of Hordeum vulgare subsp. vulgare (domesticated barley), 2218 nucleotides long. RefSeq lists its product as uncharacterized. The coding region runs from base 433 to 1614 and encodes 393 amino acids. NCBI's taxonomy places the organism in Eukaryota, Viridiplantae, Streptophyta, Magnoliopsida, Poales, Poaceae. The record is from RefSeq and is a predicted model, not a curated record. The transcript has 3 exons.